AUGGACAUAGUGGAGAAUCGCAAGACCGAUGGUACAUCCCAAAAAAAGAAGACAGAAGCCUGGGAGGAUAUUGCAUGCCACUACAAUAACUCGCCUAACGUAUCCCAGCGAGCGAAUGCUGCUCAACUUAAAAAAAUGUGGCAAAAUCUAAAAACGAAGGCCAGAGAUGCUAAAACUUUAGAAGCCCAAAAAAAAUGGACUGGUGGUGGACCUGCACCUCCGGCUAUAGGAUCCGAAGAGACCCAGGUCCUUUCUAUAUUACCAACUGUAAUGCCAACAAUUGAAGUUGAGAUAGAUAGUGAUAUAAUCCAAUCAAGCACCUCGCAAUUUAGUGAAACAAAUGAUGAUGACGGUGUUUACUGGCAAAACAAAAAAAAUAGAAUGAUGGACAUGGAAGUUCAUGUCUUCGGAGAAGAGUUUUGUUUUGUGUACAUUACUUACUUCAUUAUCUUUGUAACAAGGAAAAUGGAACCUAAUGAUAAUAAUAAUAGAAAUAGACCACAGCCAAGUCUAUGGGCUGUAGGGGCAGGAGUUGUAGCAGCAGGAGCAAUUGCUACACUUACAUAUUUCUUUGGUGGUAAAUCUAAGAAGACAGCACAAGAAAGACAAAGUACUUCUGCAGCACCAUCUCAAAGCCAACCAUUACCACACACGAGACACUCACAAGAUCAGAAUAACAGUGGGCCAUCUGCUAUAGAACUUAUAAGUCAAAGGCUCCUGAAUAGCUGUCAAGUUAACAGUAGGCCGAACUCUUCAUGUGCUCCUGAAAAUCCAAUCAUCACCAAUUUGAAUUCACUGUUACAAGACAUAUACGUUCGUUACAUAAAGCUACAGGAAUUUACCCUACAUUAUAAAGUGUUUGAUGUCAUAUUCAAUGAUCUGCACAAAAAGAUGAAAGAUGUGAAUCCAUACUACAGGAAGUAUUCAAGCACGGUACAAUUUGCGGGCAGCCACUUCGACAAGUUACGUAUCAAGAAACCUGAUGAAUUCGACAUGGAUAUAGUGAUCAGCUUACCCCUAAACCAUAAAGUAGACCCAUUCAAUCCCGCGAACAGUGACAUAAACUUAGAGCCAAAGGGACCCGGAUUCGUACAACUUAAAAUGGGUUUACAGUAUGAAAAGCUUCCCCAAAGGGAUAUCGACGAAUGGCCAAAUAAUAAAGAUGCAUACGAAUGGAAAGACAAAUCCAAUUAUUUGUUGCGUUCUAAAUUCAUUGAAUGGUUUGAAAGUGUUGUAACCUUGGCAUUGAACCAAUACGAAGUAAAAAUUAACUCUCGGCCAGUAGUGUAUGUGGAAGGUGUUGCGUAUGUCAUUCACGUGUCCAAGUCUGGCCCUGCGAUGACGCUGCUGAUUCGUAACCAUGAGAGAAACUUCAGUAUGGACGUUGAUCUUGUUCCAGCUUUGAAGUUCCCAGAAAGUCGUUGGCCAAUCUCUAAGACUUAUCGCCCCAUACCUACUAAAUGCAGCAAAGGGUAUUGGAUAGUCGUGCCAAAGCCCAAUAAAGAAUUUACAGUUGUGCAAGAUCAGUCGCGUGCUUGGCGUAUAGGACUUCACAAUCAAGAGAGAGAGUUAAUGUAUAACUCUCAUAAUUUAAAACAAACUAUACGGUUGAUGAAGAAAUUACGCGAUUCAUUGGACAUGAAGAAAAUAGCUAGUUACUACAUAAAGACCAUAUUUUUCUGGGAGAUUGUGGCAAUUAAUGACGAAGAAUACUGGCGCAAUAGUCCAGCAGUUUUAUUUAAACGAAUGGUUGGGAAACUGUACGAAGCUUUAAUGACGGGGAGUAUUCCUUAUUUUUGGAACAAGAACAACAAUCUUAUCGGUGGUGUUAAUAAGAAUAUUUUGAUGUCCUAUGCGAAUAAGUUGUUGCCAUUGAUGAAAAUUUUAGAGGACCCUUCUCAGUAUAAAUUGGUAGCCAAAUAUUUGUUGACUUAUAGCGAAUUUACUGACUACAAUAGGAGAUUUUUGCAUAUAUAA
Arctia plantaginis is the source of this 1977-nucleotide messenger RNA. The record is from the annotation of a GenBank genome assembly. NCBI's taxonomy places the organism in Eukaryota, Metazoa, Arthropoda, Insecta, Lepidoptera, Erebidae.